AUGUCAUUCAGCAACGCCAAGCAAACGAAAACGCCUAUUGCGAGACCGCAACUCGGGACGCUUCGGAUUCAUGGUCCAGAUCAGAACGGUAUAGUUGCUGCCUUCUCGCAACUUUUGUACGGACACGGUUGUGGCAUUGUGGAUAGUGAACAGCAUACGGACCACUCGGCAAACCUCUUCUUUCAACGUAUUCACUUUGACUAUUCCAAGAUGCUUACGGAUCGUAUCUCGCUAGGCAAUGGUGUUGACGAAGUCUGCAAACGAUUCGACAUGAAAUCAGCCUUGAAUUGGGGCGACGUUCGUCAGCAGGUGGCCAUUAUGGUUAGCAAGUACGAUCAUUGUCUUUGGGAACUUUUGUUGAGACACCGUGCUGGUGAGUUGGAUUGCGAUAUUUGUAUGAUCUUGUCGAAUCAUCCGGAUCUCCAGACUGUUGCCGAUGCCUUCCAGGUGCCCUUCCACGUGUUCAAGGUCACCAAAGAUACCAAGGAAGCGGUCGAGAAAGAAGAGCUCGAGCUUCUUGCUACGCACAAGGUUGAUCUAGUUGUUCUAGCACGGUACAUGCAAAUUAUUACUGAUAAUUUCUGUGAAUCUGUUUCGGUGAUCAAUAUCCACCACUCGUUUCUGCCGGCGUUCAUCGGAGGAAAGCCAUACCAUCGAGCUCAUGAACGUGGUGUGAAACUAAUCGGUGCUACGGCGCAUUAUGCGACGGCAGAUUUAGACGAAGGCCCGAUUAUUGAACAGGACAUCACCCGCAUCUCCCACCGUGAUGAAGUUGACGAUCUGCUACGCAAGGGGCGGUUGCUGGAGAAAAACGUGCUCGUGCAUGCGGUGAAAGCACAUAUUGAAGAUCGCAUCAUCGUUUACAACAACAAGUGCGUGGUAUUUGAUGGAUAA
This is a messenger RNA of Phaeodactylum tricornutum CCAP 1055/1, 894 nucleotides long. RefSeq lists its product with no specific name. The record is from RefSeq and is a predicted model, not a curated record. The coding region runs from base 1 to 894 and encodes 297 amino acids. The transcript has a single exon. NCBI's taxonomy places the organism in Eukaryota, Bacillariophyta, Bacillariophyceae, Surirellales, Neidiaceae. Gene Ontology annotation, biological process: 'de novo' IMP biosynthetic process. Gene Ontology annotation, molecular function: formyltetrahydrofolate deformylase activity.